This is a messenger RNA of Fusarium graminearum PH-1, 810 nucleotides long. RefSeq lists its product as uncharacterized. Bases 1 to 810 code for a protein of 269 amino acids. The record is from RefSeq and is a predicted model, not a curated record. Lineage: Eukaryota; Fungi; Ascomycota; Sordariomycetes; Hypocreales; Nectriaceae. The transcript has 4 exons.
AUGCAAAAGCAAGCUUUCAUCGCUAACAGGAAGCUCAUGAGAGAGCGACUCGAGAAUAACGAAGAGAUAUGCAGCAAGCUGAUUCCCGACUUUGAAGUUGGGUGUAGACGCGUGAGCCCUGGAAAUGGUUACUUGGAGUCACUCAUCAAACCGAACACGAAGGCAGUUUUCGGCGGGAUCAAGUGCAUGAAUGAGUCCGGGAGUAUGGACAAUAACAACAUCCAACACGACUUCAAUAUCAUUAUCUGCGCGACCGGGUUUGAUGUUUCUCAUCGGCCAGCAUUCCCUGUUCUAGGUUGCGGCGGUCAGAACCUAAGAGAUGUUUGGAGUCAAGGUCCUACACAUUACCUCAGUGUUGCAGCACCUGGAUUCCCGAAUUACUGGAUUGCCGGCGGCCCCAAUGCUCCCAUUAGCAAUGUGUCCCUGAUCAUGGGACUGGAACUUGCAGUAGACUAUGCAUUCUCAUGCGUAAGAAAGAUGCAAGCCGAAGGCAUCGCAAGCUUGGAGGUGGAAGAAGAUGCAGCGAAAGAGUUUAUGGAACAGAGAGACAAGAUCAUGAAAGACUUGGUGUGCACUGAUUCUUGUGCCAGCUGGUAUAAGAAUAGUAAAAAUGACAACUCGGUGACGGGCCCAUGGUGCGGAUCCAUUUGGCACUACAAGGAGGCACUGGAAAACCCAAGGUGGAAGGAUUAUAAGAUGAAGUAUCUUGGAAAGAAUCGUUUCGCCUACUUCGGGAAUGGGAGGACUGUUCCAGAGCUGAGGGGAGAAAGUAUGGCCACAAAGUACUUGAACGAGAUAGGAUUGCAAUAG